This is a messenger RNA of Chanos chanos (milkfish), 3558 nucleotides long. RefSeq names its product protein phosphatase 1, regulatory subunit 9A (gene ppp1r9a). Gene Ontology annotation, cellular component: actin cytoskeleton; dendrite; cytoplasm. The record is from RefSeq and is a predicted model, not a curated record. The transcript is spliced from 21 exons. The coding region runs from base 1 to 3558 and encodes 1185 amino acids. Gene Ontology annotation, molecular function: actin filament binding. Gene Ontology annotation, biological process: calcium-mediated signaling; neuron projection development; actin filament organization. Lineage: Eukaryota; Metazoa; Chordata; Actinopteri; Gonorynchiformes; Chanidae.
AUGCUGAAGACGGAGGCCUCAGCAGAGCGGACCACGCUGAGGAGUGCCUCUCCACACCGGAACGCCUACAGAGCAGAGUUCCAAGCCCUCAAGAAGGCCUUUGACCAGCCCAGACAAGAUGGUGACCCCAAGCUCCAGGACCCAGAACGGGUCAGGCAGCCUCGGGGCCGACAGUACGGUGCCCACGUCAGCCGGAUCAAAGAUAUGUUCAUGCAGAUGGGGAGUGAGAAUGCAGGCUCCAACAAAACCCGAACGAGAGAUGAGACUUCCCCGCAGAAGCUAACCAAGCCAACCAACUUCAUCAACAGAACGGAUGGUUCUGUGAUCAAGCUUCAGCAUGGUACUGGGGAACGGACCAGCAAGUUUUCUGAGACAAGGAAGCUUUUUGAGCAAAGCUCCAGGGACACGUCACAGUCACCUGUAUACUCUUAUGGUAAAGACAAGAGAGGUUCACAUGAGCAUUUGGAUGACUGGAGAGGGGCACGGUCCAAUAGGGGGAGCACAGACUCCCUGGACAGCCUUUGUUCCAGGACAGAAGCUUCUUCACCCACAGUGAGCCAGCUGAGUGCUGUAUUUGAGAAUAUAGACCAUCAACAGCAGGGCUUUGGAGCCCCUGUCAGGAGGGGCUAUGGAGGUGGCAGAACUCUUUAUUCACCAGAUGGCUUUCACAGACAUGGUGAGGCAAGUGAGGAUGAUGCAAGUGCUCGUCAGUCACCAUCACAGGGUGUCUAUAGAACACGUGUUGGAGGCAAGCACACCCUACCCGUUUCCUCAUCUUCAGAGGAUCUUCUCAGUCCAAGUCCUCUUUCAGAGGCUGCUGACCAGGGAAGGUCAGCUGACAAGAAUAAAGCCCAGGAGAAGACUGAGCUGGAUACCUGGACGACAGAGGAGGUCGAUGGGCCCAGUAAACAGAAGCAGGAAGGAACAGUGACUUCCACAGAGGCUACUGGAGUUUGCACAGCAUCUGUCGGAGUCAGCGACACUUUGGUUUCUAACAAAACAUCCGAGAGCGCACGUGAUCCUACCUCCACAAAGGUUCAGGAGGAUGCCGAGGAGCAUGACAAAAAAGAGUCCAACCGUAUCACUGAGGAUCAAACAGAGGAGCCUAACGAGGAGUACUGUGGAAAUGAGAGGGUUAUUUUCAACGCUGAUGGAGAUGCUUGUUACCAGGGCUGGGGAGAGAGUUGCACAGACCUGGAUGAUGAUUUGUAUGGAGAUGAGGAUGUGUACUAUGACCCAGGCUCGGAGAUCACUGAGAUUCCUGGUUUACCAGAGGAAGAGCAGGAGGAUGUUCCUCCUAAGCGGAAAAUACGAUUCAGCACUGCCCCAAUGACGGUUUUUAAAACCUACUCCAAUGAGGACUACGAUCGCAGGAAUGAGGAUGUGGAUCCUGUGGCAUCCUCGGCUGAAUAUGAGCUGGAGAAAAGGGUGGAAAAGCUGGAACUUUUCCCUGUUGAGCUUGAAAAAGAUGAGGACGGCCUGGGCAUUAGCAUCAUUGGAAUGGGAGUUGGUGCUGAUGCAGGUUUGGAGAAGCUUGGCAUCUUUGUCAAGACUGUCAUCGAGAGCGGAGCCGCGGAGAGGGAUGGCAGAAUCAAAGUGAACGACCAGAUCGUGGAGGUGGAUGGUACCAGCCUGGUGGGUGUCACUCAGAGCUUCGCGGCCUCUGUUUUGAGGAACACGCACGGUGUGGUCAGGUUCAUGAUCGGCCGGGAACGUCCAGGGCAGCAGAGCGAGGUGGCCCAACUUAUCAGUCAGACUCUGGAACAGGAGAGGCGCCAGAGAGAGAUGCUGGAGCAGCAGUACGCCCAGUACGACGCCGAUGACGACGAGACGGGAGAGUACGCCACCGAUGAGGAAGAGGAGGAGAGUGGGACAGCCAAAACGGGUGGAGACGUGACCAUUGAGGUUUUUGAUUUGCCCGAAAACGAAGACAUUGUUUCCCCAUCUGAGUUGGAUGCCACAAAACUCUAUCAGAAAUUUCGAGAGCUCCAGAUCAAGCAUACUGUCACUGAGGCCGAGAUACAGAAACUCAAAAACAAGUUGGCGGCCGUGGAGAAGGAGAAGCAGCGCUGGGAGAGGGAGAAGACACAGCUGAAGCAGAGCAUUGAGGAGAACAAGGAGAGGAUGCUGAAACUGGAGAGUUACUGGAUCGAGGCCCAAACCCUGUGUCACACUGUCAAUGAGCAUCUGAAAGAGGCCCAGAGUCAGUACCAGGCCCUGGAGAAGAAGUACAACAAAGCCAAGAAACUUAUCAAGGACUUCCAGCAAAAAGAGGUGGAGUUUGUUCAGAGGGAGGAUGCUGAAAAAAAGAGACUGGAGGAAGUAGAGAAGGCUCAUUUGGCAGAGAUCCAGGGCCUGCAGAUCAGGAUUGCAACUCUGGAGACAGAACUGAUGCAGCUGAUGAAACAAAAUGGCAUCCAGGUAAACAACAACAACAACAGCGCAGAGAGCCGGGCCCAGCUGAAUGAGCGUCUGGCUGCGCUGCAGUAUCCUGGAAGAACAGUCCCUGGAGGAGGGCUCGGUGGGGCUGGUUUGCAGACGGAACCUGCGGACAGUGAGGUUAUGCAGGGCCUCAGACAAAAAACCUCCAGAGCAAUGCAGCAAGACAGCGCCAGCUCUGCUGAGGGGGAGGACAGCCUGGAGAGGAGGGCAUCAGGCAUCAGUCAUUCAUCCCUUGCCCAUGCCUUGUCUGGAGAGUUUGCUGCUGGCGGGGCUGAGUCUGGAGCCCUCGUGUCUGUCAGUAAUGCAGAGGCAUCACACAGACAUCAGCAGGGGCUCCAGAAAGAUCUAGACACUGACGGAUCUCCAGUAGUGUCAAACAUCUCCCUGAAUCAAGAGGAGAAGUCCAUGAAAAGACUACUAGACCUGGGGUCUUCUCUUCGGAGAAGCAAGGGGAAAGAUAAGGACUCCAGGGCUUCUGCGGGAAACAGCUCCACAGAACCGUCUGCAGAGAACAGCCCUGAGAAACUCAAGAGCAAGAAAUCUCUCUCAUGGCCGCACUUCUUCUCCUAUUCAUAUUACUUGGGUCCUAAUGUAAGCGAUGACCUCAGCAUUAGCAGCACCAGCUCUGCAGAGAUCAGUGGCCUACUGACCGAGCCCAAAAUCUCCGGUCGCUCACACACCUUGGUGCUGUCGUCUGAUGAGAGCUUGGAAAUGAUUGAUGAUGAGAUCCUGGAUGAGGUUCAGUGUCCUAAACAACACCACUGGCAGAACCGCAGUGUGACAGAGUGGACGUGUCAGCAGGUGUGUCACUGGCUCCUGGGCCUUAACCUGGAGCAGUAUAUCCCACAGUUCACUGCCAAGAACAUUGACGGAGAGCAGCUACUGCAGCUGGACAGCAGUGCGCUUAAGGACUUGGGUGUAGACUCCACUCAGGACCGCGCUCUCAUCAAAAAGAAACUGAAGGACCUGAAAGUACUGAUGGAGAAGGCCCGCAAGAACAGAGAGAAGCUUGAGAAACAGCGCGAGAAGCUGCGUAAGAAAGAGCUGGAACAAGUGCAGAAACAGGCUCACAAAUCCAACAAGACCCCUGAGCCAGCAGAGGGCGCUGCUGAGUGA